Messenger RNA from Coniophora puteana RWD-64-598 SS2, 1347 nucleotides. RefSeq lists its product as uncharacterized. The transcript is spliced from 6 exons. The record is from RefSeq and is a predicted model, not a curated record. Bases 1 to 1347 code for a protein of 448 amino acids. NCBI's taxonomy places the organism in Eukaryota, Fungi, Basidiomycota, Agaricomycetes, Boletales, Coniophoraceae. Gene Ontology annotation, biological process: snRNA import into nucleus. Gene Ontology annotation, cellular component: cytoplasm; nucleus.
AUGGGUGCAGACAGAAAGUCCACGUUCAAGACUCCUCCUACUGCUAUCACAGACAAACUACUAUCUCAAGAAGCAAGACGCGUCAAGGCUCUUGACGAACAGAAACGUAGGCGCGCUCAACGCGUAGACUCUUCACGCCACUUGGACGCAUUCGCAGACCUCACCCUUGGCCCGUCAGAUGACGAGCUAGAGGGCGACGAAUCCAAGGUCCUAAGAGAACCACUGUCCGAUUAUGCUAAACUACUCACGGAUGAUUCAACGCGCUCAAUGGAGUCAGCCUCUAUUGCACCGUCGGAAGCAAGCUCGACCAAUAGCAACCGGAAGCGCAAGCAGCGCCGGAAGAAGACCAAGAACCAACAGUCCAAGUGGGCCGAUCGAUGCAUGUAUGCGGAGCUUCUUGAGCUUAAGGAUGAUAAUACGUGGGAAAGCAUAGAAGGGGAGGAGUCGGAGGAGACGCUGGAUGGGCUGCCGAGGGAUUUAGAGGGAGGCUGGGUGGCCGUUGCACCCGUGCCAGUUGGGAAGAGGUGUCUGGCGAUCACGCAUCAGUCGACAGGUGUUGUGGGCACUAACCCGAACACUGCACUUCGGUCACGCUUGCUCGGGAAGAUGCUAAUCCCAAGAUUUCCCUCAGCUCUUCCACCUUUGACAGUGAUCGACUGUAUCCUCGACCCACAAUGGAGAGAUAACGGAAUCAUACAUGUUCUUGAUGUCAUCAAGUGGAAAGGUCAGGAUGUAGGGGAUUGCGAGACACCCUUCAGAUUUUGGUGGCGAGACAUGCGUCUCGCGGAGCUGCCAAAGUAUCCGCCCCCAUCGAGCGCCAAACACAGUUUCACUUUCGGCCUCAAUUCCAUGGGUUCUGCUAACGGCUCGAGCUCAUCUGUUAAUCCACUGGCGGCUGACCCAGAUCAAUACCGCUUCCCUUACCCCACGACCUUCGUCCCAGUCCCAUACCAUAUAGACACCACCCUCCCCGCGCUCUCGUCGGUAGUAAUACCGUCCGCCCGUCUUGCGCGCCAAGUUGUCGUUGACAUUCCAUCCAUCUCUCACGUGCCAAGGGCGACGGAGCAGGAAGCACCGAUGGACCUGGAUGCACGCGCCGGGACAGGGACGGUGCUACCCGUACAUCUCACGAACCCCGUUGCGGUCAGUAUACAGCCAGACGGACUGCUUCUGUACGUGGCGCGGGCGAGCUAUGAGCCCGGGCUGAGUCCGCUGAGCUGCUGGGUGCCGAACCGGGCGGAGGAGGACGCGAGGAGUAUGCAGUCGAGUUUGAUGGGAGAGAUCAGCUCGCCACUGGAGCUGUUCGAGAGGCGAGUGUAUUCCACGGAUUGGUCAGGCGCCGUAUGA